GUGGUACACUACCAUACUUACCAUGCACCUUCUCAUAUCAUAGCAUCCCACAGCUGCCCGAGUAGUUUAUUCCCUACAUUGCGUUCCAUGCUCCCUCAUUUACACCGCCCCCCCUUUUCGUCUCCUCCCACUCCCAGCUUCCACAGUUUAUUGCACAAGCCCCCAAAUCCCUCUACGCACGCUCCCCAAUUACCCAUCGCCACCGCCGGAAAAUGACAAAUUAUGGCACCAUCCCCACGUCGUCUUCCCCCUCCGGCCCGCCGGUCAACCUCGAGUACAUCUCACGAGCCAAGGAACGCCUCAAGGCCGGCCUGGGAACGCGCCGCCCAUGGCGCGAAAUGUUCGACAUACACUGCUUCAACCUCCCCAAGUCCUUCCACGAAGCUGUGGCGCGAGUCAGGACGAAUAUCGCCUACUUCCGGAUGAACUAUGCCAUCGUCGUUCUCCUGAUUCUGUUCCUCAGCCUGCUCUGGCACCCGAUCUCGCUUAUCGUCUUUAUUGCGAUGAUGGUGGUGUGGCUGUUCCUCUACUUCCUCCGCGACGAGCCGCUGGUGAUUUUCGGCCGGUUGAUUAGUGAUCAGGUGGUGCUGAUCGUGCUCGCGGUGGUGACGAUUAUUGUCCUGUUGCUGACGCGCGCCACCACCAACAUCCUGUCGUCGCUGCUUGUGGGCGUGGUGGUGGUCUUGAUUCACGCUGCCAUCAGGAAGACCGACGAUUUGUUCGCCGAUGAGGAAGCUGCUGGAGGUUUGUUGCGGUCUUCCGGACCCUCUUCUUCCUCUUGAUUUUUUCAAUAGUUACUCUCUUCUUUUCAUGCUUAUCCUCUUUCUUUCCUUCCACUCUACUUGUUUGAAAUUGUAUAAUUCAUCGCCUUGUAUCAGGUGAUGAUUGUUUGUUGUCGUUGACUUGUUGAAAUUCUUUUCCUUUCUCUGGAACAUUGUUGUAUGGUGUGGAAUGUGUAUUUACUUUAAUUACUCUUCUAUAAUCAUUUUUAAAGAAAUAAUGAAGUUAUCAAAAUGUGAAUUUUUUCGUGAUUA
Molecule: messenger RNA, 1034 nt
Organism: Sesamum indicum (sesame)
Lineage: Eukaryota; Viridiplantae; Streptophyta; Magnoliopsida; Lamiales; Pedaliaceae
Product: PRA1 family protein F2
Biological process (GO): vesicle-mediated transport
Cellular component (GO): endoplasmic reticulum; Golgi apparatus
Source: RefSeq, a predicted model, not a curated record